Necator americanus (New World hookworm) is the source of this 267-nucleotide messenger RNA. RefSeq lists its product as uncharacterized. The record is from RefSeq and is a predicted model, not a curated record. The coding region runs from base 1 to 267 and encodes 88 amino acids. NCBI's taxonomy places the organism in Eukaryota, Metazoa, Nematoda, Chromadorea, Rhabditida, Ancylostomatidae. The transcript has 2 exons.
AUGGUUGAUCGUUCUCAAUGUCCCUCGGCAGGAGAACUCUGCAUUUUCUUGUUCGUCGUUAUCGCCAACAACAGCAUAUGCAUAUUAUUAUUAUUAUUAUUAUUAUUAUUAUUAUUAUUAUUAUUAUUAUUAUUAUUAUUAUUAUUAUUAUUAUUAUUAUUAUUAUUAUUAUUAUUAUUAUUAUUAUUAUUAUUAUUAUUAUUAUUAUUAUUAUUAUUAUUAUUAUUAUUAUUAUUAUUAUUUACUAUCAGUACCUCACAAUAUUAA